GAGAAAAUCGAUUUUCCUUCGACGAUGUAGCUGCGCGCCUGCACCGGUCAGCCCAUCAUCAGCUUCCAGUGAAUGCCGUUCCGCCGCGCCUCCAUCGUCCCUUCUGUGUCCUUGCCGUGACCGCUGAUGCACGCUGAAUAAUCCUCUCACCGAAAUCCUUGCCUCGCGAGAGAGAGAGAGAGAGAGAGGGAGAGAGAGAGCGCACAAAGCACACCGCGAAGAAAGGAUUCGCCGAAGAUUGCUGAAGGAGCAGGAGGGGCGGACAGGGGGAAGAUAUUACUAUCAUUGAACCGCUGCCCAGAAUUCGACGGUGCUGCCUGUAGACGACUACGCGACCAGGAAACCAGAAACGAAGCGCGGCGGGGGUGCGCUGAGCGCGCGAGAGGAAGCGAGAGAGCGGGCGAGGGCGAAAGAGGGAGACGCGAAGUGGGAGGAAGGUUCGCGGAAGAGAAAAGGGCAAGCGCGAGGAAGAGAGGGACGAAGGGCGGAAGGCGCGGAGGAGAGGGCGCCGCGCGCGUGAGAGAGGGACGAAUACGCGGAUACAGAUCCGUCGUGUCGGUGGCCGCUGCGGCAAAUCUGCGGCUCUCCGCGGCCGAUCGUCGUAGACGCUGUGAUAGUGAACGCCGGAUACGACAUUAGGCGCACCCGGCCUGGAUUUGGGUGCUAGCGCGCCGUUCGCGAUCGCGUGUCCCUCCCGAGCGGUCCCCGAGCUGGCUGAGCGAGGGAUGAGGUGCUCCGGUAAUGGAGCGAUCUCCGCGCGACCGCCGCGUCGCGUCUCGUACGGUCCAGCAGCGGUCGAUCCCGACCGUAACGAUUCGCGCGGAUGCCCGUCGUCACCGUGAUUCCGCCGGCACGGAAAAUUGAUUGAUAGGCGAGGAGAGAAGAGCGCUGGAGGAGGACGUUGAUGUCAGUCGACGACCUCGUGGAUCGAGUGGGGGGUGUUCUCUCGUGAGAGAGCGGACGCAUAUCGAGUAUCGGCGGUGGGUACGCGUGAGGAAGACACUGACGAGUGCGCGUAACGACGUCGAGAGACGCGUCGCAGGAAGAGAGGAAGGUAGCGCGGAAGCGUUCCUCCUCCGCGACAGUUUCGACGCUUUGAGGACACACUCGUAUACGCGAAGGUCAUUCGUUUCGAUCGAUUUCUCUCGCGUGCGAAAUCGUGCGGCCGUCGGUGAAGUGUCUGUAAAAAAAUCUCUAGGUCGGGGAAAAGGAAAAAGAGACAACCGCGUGGGAAGAAACUACCGCGCGCGACACGUAACGUUCGAUAGAAUUUCGGGAGAGUCGAGACACAGUGUACGCUCGUCUUUAAGGUCGGAGGGAGGCUGUAAGCGGUCCCGUGAUUGGUUAAGCGCGUCCGCGGGAAUCUUUUUUACCCUGUUACGUGCGCUAAUUCGAGUUGACGACGCGACGCGAGAUACGAGAUAAACUGAUGUUGGGGCCAGCAGUCGAUGGCUGCCGUGCCGAUGCCUGUAUUCGUUAGGUCGGAAGAUCGACCGAUAUCGGGGGGCGAAAGGGGCCGAGAUAGAGUGCCGAGGAGUGACUCCGUUUGAACGACCAAGUUCGACGUUUUGCGAUCGACGCCGCUAAUUCGCGCGACGGCGCGCUGUGUUCAGCGAUUACGGAGACUAGCUCGGAACUGAAACUGCCGCUAUUACUCGCCGCCAAUUCGACGGCUAAACUUUCGCCCAACUUAAUUACGGCGCUGCAGCCGUGUCGUGUUCGCGUCUGCGAGAGCCAGGCGAAAGGCGACACCAAGCUACUCUCCUCGCCGCAACUCGACGCUCGUGUUCCAUGAGAGCGCUAAUCGCGGUCCCACGAACGCCGCCACUGUGUUCACCGUCGAGCUCGCGAUUAAUUUAUGAUAAGUGCAGUAAGCCGCCUGGUGUGGAUUACGCGGACCGUGGCCCGGGGAGGGGGGGGAGAAGAGGGGUCCGGUGUGGCAUCGUUAGCGGACUCAGCGAUUAAUAUGGCGAGACAGGCAUAUUCCGUCGUUGAUUAAUAUGCCGACCGCGAGGAGCGUCAAGGCGGAAUUUAAAAUUCAUAUCGCUCGCAUAAUCGAUAGCUUGUCACACGCGCUCCCUUUCUGAUUUCGAUUCCGCCGCCGCUGCCGAGGCUACUUAUGCGAGCUGCAUAUCAAACACCACUGUGCAAUCUCUAGGAUCGAACGGAGGAUUCGUCCUGAUAUUUCAUACGCGGAUUAUGUCGCCCUGAGAUUUACAAAGGAGAGUAGAGCCUAGCUAGCUUAUAAGAUUCGCGCGCUAAUGGCGUUCGCUUCGUCAGAAUGAAAUCGGAGAAACCGCUGGCUGUGCUGCGGGCGCAACGACGUCCGGAGGACGGGACUGCGAAAUGAAAACUCCCGAGGGAGACAAUGGAAGCAUCCGCGCGAGCAUGACGGUCUCAUUCAGUGUCACGGACGGCACGCUCAGGCGGCCACAAACGAGACGCUCGGCCCGCCACUGAAACGGAGAAGAGGUAUCGUCGUCGUCGUCGUCGUCGUCAUCGUCGUCGUCGCUCUGUUGCGGUGGAGCCAGCUUCCCGCUCUCGCCUCGAGGCGAAGAGAGGAUCCGGACGGAGGAUCGGACAUCGGGUAGACACACCGAUAAAAGGACGGUGUUAUGUUAGUGACAAGGCCUCACCCUCUAGGAGGGCGCAUACUACUCGCCCUCUUCCUCCUCACCGGCUGUUUCGCCUUGCUGUCACGGGCGGCCGCCUUCCCGGACUGGACCGACUGCCCGGCGGUGUGUCGAUGCAAGUGGACCUCCGGCAAGUCCGCUCUGUGCCCGGACGCCGGCCUGACAUCGCUGCCGGCGUCCCUCGAUCCGGACAUGCAGGUUCUCGAUUUGUCCGGCAACAAGAUACCCGAGCUGCAAGCCGAGAUAUUCAAGCGGGCCGGCCUGGUGAAUUUGCAGCGGGUCUUUCUACGUAACGCCGGCAUUUACAGCAUCCACGCGGACUCUUUCAAGGACAUGAGGAUACUCAUUGAGAUCGAUCUGUCGGACAAUCAUGUGACGAGCCUGGAACCGGACACAUUUCUCGGCAACGAACGCCUGCGCAUCCUGAUACUCAGCGGCAAUCCGCUCGGCACUCUGCGCAACACGCAGUUUCCGGCUCUGCAGCAUCUGCGGAAUUUGGAGCUGCAACGGUGUUCGUUGACCGAGAUACAUGGCCAGGCCUUCUCCCGGCUGACCGGCUUGGAGUUUCUCAAGCUGGACGGCAAUCAUCUGGAGUAUCUGGAGGCUUCGGUAAUAUCCAAUCUCUCACGGCUGAAAACCUUGACGCUGGAAGGCAAUCAGUGGAGAUGCGACUGUCGACUGCGAGGUUUCCGCACCUGGCUGAUCCCCGAGGCGCCCAGCAAGCUGUAUUCUGUGCCACAAAUCUGCUCGGGUCCGCAAAGAUUGGAGGGUCGCAGAUGGGAGGACGUGAAACCCGUCGAAUUCGCCUGCGAGCCGGAAGUAUUCGUUUUGGCGAGCAGCAUACAGGAGGAGACGAACGGUAAUCUCAGCCUGGCGUGUCUGGCAACCGGCGAUCCCGAGCCGGAAGUCUGGUGGCAAUUGAACGGCGGACCGGUCAACGUCACCAAAUCGACCGAUCAGAGUUACACGGGGACCCUCGUCGUCUACACGACGUCCGAGAUCGGCAGCGUCACUUCCGAUAAAUCCGCGUCGUCCAAAAUCGUUCCGGAUCGCUGGAGCAAUAUGACGGUCUACAACGCCAGCGACAGCGACGCCGGCGAGUACGUUUGUUUCGCGCGGAACAUCGCCGGCGUCGCCCGGGACGCGGUGAACGUGGCGAUUCCGCGAGUCUACACGGCUCCGACUCUCUCGCAGAGCGACAACUGGCUGCUCUGGGUGAGUCUGGCGGGAGGCGGCGCCGCUGCCGCGUGCGCCUCCAUCUCGGCGGUGAUGCUGGCGCUCUGUCUGUGCGGCGGCAGCCGGCGACACAGCAAGCGCGAGAAGAUCAAGCUGCAGGGCAGCAGCAGCUUCGGCGAUCAGGAGAAGAAGCUGCUGGAUCUGUCCGUGACAACGACGACGCCCGGCAACAGCAACGACCGCGGUAGCGGCCACGGCAGCCUCGGCGAGGCGUGCAGCACCGGCGAUCUGGAGCUGGCCGAGCGCGGCUCCAUCUGCGACCCGAUGGCCGCGGCCGCGGUCACCGUCGAGCGGCUGCGGCCCGCCGAGAGCGCGGUGAACGCCAUCCGCACGGUGCCGUGCGCCUCCACGCCCGCCGGCGUGUUCCCGCCGCCGCCGCCGGAAUUCACCACCGGCGUGCUGCCGGCUGGCAUCUUCGGCAACAUCUUCAUCUCCGUGUCGCUGCCGCAGGACGCGUCGUCGGAGCGCUGCUAUCCGGAUCUCCUCGACAUCCCCGUCCACGCGGUAAGCGGCGCCGCGACCGGCGUCGUCACGACCGGCAGCAAGGCGAUUCUGCCGGCGACGUCGACCGUCAACGUCUCCAGCUUCGCCACCCUGCCGCGCCGUGCGCUACGCACCUCCGAGAUCGCCAUCGGCUCGCCUUACGACAAUAUGGGGCCGCGCAUCACCGCCAACGGCAGUUCCGCGUUCUCGCUGACGGACAUGGAUCUGCGACUGUCGCCGCCGCCGCCGCCGCGAAUCAUCCAGCCGCCGCACGAGUUCGUUUCCCUCUAAAGCUGCGGCUUUCUCCGUGUCAUCGAUCCAUAUUGUCGCGCGCACUAAUUUCGUUAAUCAAUAAUUUACCGUUAAUAGCGCUUCUCCGUUAUACAUAUAUAUUGCAUAGUGGUCCGUUAUUACCCGAUAUUAUUGGAUGACGACAAUUAACGCGCGAUAAUAUUGACCGUGACAGGAAUCGCUUGUGGACUGACUUCGCGAGUACGCCGCGAUUCGAACGAGUGAUCCGUAUACGCUCCUCGGUGGAGUUUACCAAAACGCAUCGAGUUAUCUUUCGUAUCACGAGUCGUAAAUUUUGGCAAUGACACGGGUCACGCUGGUAUCGAAGAACUUUCGUCCCAGUAUUAUGCGCUCUCACCGAGCAAUCAAGAACUUUGUUGUAGCAUCAGAAUAUUGAUCGCGCAACUCUCUGGACUGCCGCUUAUCGAAUCAAAAUUUUUAACUGAUAUUUGUUUACGAAGAUAUAUCGUAUAAUCUACACGGCAAUUAAAAAAAAAAAAAAGUCAUUAAUCAAACCGCCUCGAUUAUUGUCGCCUGCUUGCGCAGCAGAUACGAUGUGAUAAUCUCUACCGAUUUGUCACGAGAACUACGCAAAACUCAGCUGAUAACUUAAGGAACAAUCAACGAUUAAAUCCAGACAAUUUGAAUCGAGUCUGAAAAUCAUCACAAAGGCGUCGAAUAUUUUUUAAGCAUCUUUUGAACUUUUGUAUUGUGUUUAGGAAAGUACUAUGAGUGUAGCAACUAUCUAGACGAUUUUUUUCGAACGUUUUAUCGAAAAAUUAUUAUUAAGAGAAGGAGCAUGUAAAGAAAAAAAAAAAAAAUACUGCAGGGAGUGAUUAGCAUGUGUCGACGUAUAUUUUUGGCGGAUAGACAGAAUCGUACGAACCGUCGAUGGACAGAGCCGGACAUCUCGUGGGGCGACAACGCGCUUGUAGUCGUGAUUAAACAAUUCCCUCGGGUGCAGUCGAAAUCAACAUCAUUCUUCCCUUUGUCACGUAGCGGCGAAUCCGGCGAAUUAGCAUGCGGGGAAAAGGGGAAGCGAUUGCAAUAGAGGAAAUCGAUAUCUUCCGCCGCGUCGGCCGAUGUAUCACCGAGAUUAGUAUACGGAGCAUUUGAUCGAGUGCUAGAAUGUAUCGGCGGCCACUGAAUACUGUCCGACCUAUCGAAUAUCUGUCUGUCUAUGCUUGUCUACCUGCCUUGCCCGCUUGUCCGGCCGGACUACCCGCGGCCACUUGCGCCCACAGUGACUAUGUGAUUUUGGACGAGUGUGCUUGAGAUAUCUUAGAGUCUAAGUCUCUUCUAGUCCGCUAAAAUGAUUCGAAACGAAGGGCGAAUUCGGCGCGACACGUUUGUACAUAGUUCACGGCUAUUUCUUCAAACGAUGGACCUUCGACCGGCGUGGGCAAACGCCGAGCGCCUCCCAUUAUCUUCCUCCCAUUCAUUCUCCAAAGUGUAUCACUAGUUUGUUACGUACUCUCUACGUGUGUACAUAUUUGUUAUUACAUUAUACAUUCGUGUAUAUACACGCGCGAUCUGGACGCUGCGGAUUACGCGCACGCCGACGCGUUAUACAUGGAUAUAUUCAUUAUGAACACUUUGUCAAUUAAUAAAAUCAUUGAAUUUUACAUA
This is a messenger RNA of Linepithema humile (Argentine ant), 6272 nucleotides long. Its product is annotated as leucine-rich repeat-containing protein 24. The record is from RefSeq and is a predicted model, not a curated record. Lineage: Eukaryota; Metazoa; Arthropoda; Insecta; Hymenoptera; Formicidae. Gene Ontology annotation, molecular function: protein binding.